Molecule: messenger RNA, 1132 nt
Organism: Polychytrium aggregatum
Lineage: Eukaryota; Fungi; Chytridiomycota; Chytridiomycetes; Polychytriales
Exons: 3
Coding region: 184-1035 (283 amino acids)
Biological process (GO): cell division; chromosome segregation; regulation of microtubule polymerization or depolymerization
Cellular component (GO): mitotic spindle; outer kinetochore; spindle microtubule
Molecular function (GO): microtubule binding
Source: RefSeq, a predicted model, not a curated record
GUUCGCUCUUCGUGCGCUCCGCUGAAACAGCAGUCAGUCAGUCAGUCGCCUUCCGUGGGCAACAGAUCCCGAGAGCAAGGGCGGUCUUCUCAGCUGCUCUGGCGGGUUGUCGUGUGGUGCACACUUCAGGAGGGCCGAGGCCAGUCGCCGCGCUUCACUCCCUCUCCCUCUCCCGCAUCGGCCAUGGACGAUCUCCUCAACUCCUUCUGCACCCGCAUCAACGAGCUCAAGCAGCUCUCGCUGCUGCGGACACCCGAGCCCCUGGUGCCCACCGGCUCGAUCCGCAGCUCCCAGACACAGCUCUCGCUCCUGAUGGCCGAGCUCGAGAAGAACAUCGAGGCCACCUUCGUGCUCCUCACCGAGGAGAAGCGCCUGCUUCAGACCGAGGGCCUCAGGAUGCUCCAGGAGCUUGACGAUCAGAAUCUGGUUUUGGAACACAUGCUCGCAAACAUGCCCCGACACCUGCCGGCGGCUCCGGCGGCUCCCACGAUCUCGGCCCGGUCAACCCUGCCCAGGAUGGCUUCGGCACCGCAGCUUCGUUUUGCCAUCGACCACAUGGGUCCCUCUGGAACCAGCUCUGGCCAGGACGAACCCACUUCACCCGACCAGGACAAAGCAUCAUCCGCCCAAGCGGUGAAAAAAACCAGCAAGGGCCCGCCGCAGCUACCGCCGAUCACCGUUGCCGAGUUCCAGGGAAUACCGAAAUACGUCGUGAAUCGGUUUACCCGCGACAAGCUCAACGAUGCCAUCACUGAAUUCAAUAAGGCCAUCAUCGAAAAGCAGACCAUGGUGCGCCUUCCGCAGGGGCAAAUGACAAAGGAGCAGCGAGACCGAUUCUGGGAGCACAAACAGCUGGUGACCGAGGAGCUCAAGGGCAAGGUGUUCCUGACCGAGAAGGAUCUGCGUGAGAACUGGUCGGGGUGCGGGUUCCGGCUCGAUCCGUUGGGCCGGAGUCUGCUGGCCAGCCUGCGACACUUGGGCUACGUCAAGGAGGUCCGCGGUGGAGGGCACACCCGCUAUGUGGUGCUGAUCUGAAUCGCGGGUUAGUAUCGCCGACUGCUCCACCGCUAAUCGAUCCCAAGGACGUGUUUGGCUGUAUCGUCAGAGCUCAAUAUAGAGUGCUUGGAAGAAG